Messenger RNA from Alternaria infectoria, 1500 nucleotides. RefSeq lists its product as uncharacterized. Gene Ontology annotation, molecular function: oxidoreductase activity, acting on the aldehyde or oxo group of donors, NAD or NADP as acceptor. Bases 1 to 1500 code for a protein of 499 amino acids. The transcript has 4 exons. The record is from RefSeq and is a predicted model, not a curated record. NCBI's taxonomy places the organism in Eukaryota, Fungi, Ascomycota, Dothideomycetes, Pleosporales, Pleosporaceae.
AUGGCCCAGUCGAUCGACCUUAUAGCACCUAAUGGCGCGAAGUGGACACAGCCCACUGGCCUCUUUAUCAACAACGAAUUUGUCCCCUCCAAAUCCGGCUCAACACUAGAGUCGAUAAAUCCUUACGACGAGUCCGUCAUCGCAAAGGUCUCCGCCGGUAACGAAGAUGAUGUAGAUGCUGCAGUCGCUGCAGCACGAGCUGCCUUCAAGUCAUCAGCAUGGCGCGACAUUUCUGCCGCCGAACGAGGCCAACUGCUGUGGAAGCUCGGAGACCUUUGCGAGAAGAACAGCCAUAUUCUUGCUACCGUCGAUGCGUGGGAUAACGGCAAGCCUUACCAGCAAGCCAUGGACGAAGACGUCGCUGAGACUAUCUCGGUCUUCAGGUAUUACGCAGGAUGGGCGGACAAGGUGUAUGGGCAGACGAUUGAGACAAGCAAUGCGAAGCUGGCGUAUACCAAACACGAACCCCUUGGUGUCUGUGGACAGAUAAUCCCAUGGAACUUCCCUGUCAUGAUGGCUGCUUGGAAACUCGGUCCAGCAUUAGCUUGCGGAAACACCGUUGUGCUCAAGCCAGCAGAGCAGACACCACUUGGGGCACUAUUCCUGGCCACCUUGAUCAAGGAGGCUGGUUUCCCUCCAGGUGUGGUUAACAUCGUCAACGGCUACGGAAAGAGCGCAGGCUCGCGGCUUUCUGAACAUCCGAAUGUCGACAAAAUUGCUUUCACAGGAAGCACCAUUACCGGCCGGGCCAUCAUGAAGGCUGCAGCAACGAACCUGAAGAACAUCACUUUAGAGACUGGCGGCAAGAGCCCACUCCUUGUCUUCGAUGACUGCGAUCUCGAACAGGCUGUGAAGUGGUCGCACAUGGGUAUCAUGGGGAACAUGGGCCAAGUCUGCACAGCAACAUCCCGGCUCUAUGUCCAGGACACCAUCUACGACAAGUUCCUCGAAGCGUUCAAGAAGCAGACCAAAGAGAGUACCAAGAUUGGUUCGCAGUUCGAUGCCGACACCAACCAUGGACCUCAAGUCAGCAAAGCUGCCCAAGAGAAGAUUCUUGCAUACCUCGACACAGCGAAGUCAGACGGAGCUGAGCUCAUCUUCGGCGGCCAGCAGAGCGGCAUACCAGAGAAGGGAUACUUCGUCGAGCCGACUGUGUUUGCCAACUGCAGCAAUGAUAUGAGGAUUGUGCGCGAAGAGAUUUUCGGUCCUUUUGUUGUUAUUCAGAGCUUCAAGACGGAAGACGAAGCGGUCGAGAAGGCGAACGAUACGGAGUUCGGAUUGGGAGCGGCUGUGUUCACUCGGGACAUUAUGAGGGGCCACCGCGUGGCAGGUGCGAUCGAGGCGGGUAUGGUUUGGAUCAACAGCAGUCAGGACUCGCAUUUCGGGAUCCCCUUCGGUGGCUACAAGCAGAGCGGUAUUGGGAGGGAGCUGGGCGCGUAUGCGCUGUCUGCGUACACGCAAGUGAAAGCUGUCCAUGUUAACUUGGGCACGUUCUUGUAG